This is a messenger RNA of Passer domesticus (house sparrow), 3167 nucleotides long. RefSeq names its product nyctalopin (gene NYX). Gene Ontology annotation, cellular component: extracellular matrix. NCBI's taxonomy places the organism in Eukaryota, Metazoa, Chordata, Aves, Passeriformes, Passeridae. The coding region runs from base 501 to 1922 and encodes 473 amino acids. The transcript has 3 exons. Gene Ontology annotation, molecular function: protein binding. The record is from RefSeq and is a predicted model, not a curated record.
UUAGAGGACAGACACAUUCUUCCAUCUCCGCUAAUCCUCCUCUGAUACAGAGGAUUUUCCUGCCAUUAAAUGAUAGCUUGUGAGAAAAAAAUGCCAACUUUUCAGAGACUGACUGGUAUGGCUAAGGGCAGCCUCAUCAGCAGGAGGGAGGACACAGCCACUGCCUGGCCAGAUGAGAGGAAUCUGCCUUUGGCAUGGCUCGUGGGAAGGACGCAGAUGAGCUCCUGAAAAGCAGUGGCACAAAGCUGCAGGAUUCCCUGAGAAGGUCAGUGGUGGAAGGAAGAUACUCACCAGGAAGGUGCUGGGGACUUCUUCAGUUUGAAAGUGUGUGAGAGAAGAGCAUUUUCCUUCAUCUUUCUGUCUAAACAUAAAUCUUUUUGCGGAAAAAUGAUGCAGGGAAAUGAGAGAGGAUGAAACCCAUCUCUAUUCUUCCUGUGUGCUUUCAGAUCCCUUAAGUUUGCUUGCCAGACCUGAAAUGCCACUAGAGAAUAAUCAAGGUAAUGUUUGCCAUCGUUCUAAAUGUGAUCCUUUGGGUCCCACGGGUGCACGGGGUGUGGGCCUGCGUGCGCUCCUGCCCUCCCAGCUGCGUGUGCACCCCGGAGAGGAGCUGCUCCGUGCUCUGUGACCGCGCCGGGCUGGGGCAGAUCCCCAGUGAGUUCCCCUGCGAAGCCUCCUCCAUCAACCUGGAUAAAAACAGCAUCAAGUUCCUGUCUGAGAGGGCCUUCGGGACGCUGCCCUCCCUCAAAUCCCUGUCGCUCAACCACAACAACAUCUCCUUCAUCACGCCGGGCGCGUUCAAGGGGCUGCCCAGCCUGACGGAGCUGAAGAUGGCCCACAACGAGUACAUUCGCUAUCUCCACACGCGGACCUUCACCGCGCUGCGGCGCCUCGUGAGGCUGGACCUGGCCGACUGCAACCUCUUCAACAUCCCAGACAGGAUCUUCAUCGAGCUGCCAGCUCUGCAGGAGCUGUUCUGCUUCCAGAACAACUUCCGAAGGAUCCCGGGCGCCAUCAGGGGCAUGGAGAACUUGACCCAUGUGUACCUGGAGAGAAAUAGGAUUGAAGCGGUGGCCUAUAACUCCCUGCAGGGCCUGACCAAGCUGAAAUACCUGAAUCUGCAGGACAACAAGAUAAAUGUCAUCCACGAGCGAGCUUUUCAGGGCUGUCAGAGGAUGGAGUACCUGUACCUGAAUGACAACUUGAUCACUGAGCUUCCAGAAAACUCCUUCGAUGGCCUGAGGCGCCUGAAGAUGCUGAACUUGGGGGGGAAUUUUCUCAGGAACAUUUCCAACACCUGGUUCCGGGACUUGGGGGAGCUGGAGUUCCUCUACCUGGACCGCAACAGGAUCAGCUACAUCGAGGAAGGGGCUUUUGAGAACCUCACCAGCCUGGUGGCCCUGCACUUGAACAGCAACAACCUGACCACGCUGCCCUUCUCCGUGUUCGAGCCCGUGUACUUCCUGGGGCGGCUGUACCUCUUCCGCAACCCCUGGGAGUGCGACUGCCGCAUCGAGUGGCUCAAGGAGUGGAUGGAGAACUACAGGCUGGUCAGGGAUAUUCCGUGUGCCUCCCCCUCCUCCGUGGCUGGCGUUGAUCUGACGGACGUGCUCUUCGAGAGGUCUCCCGAAGGUUACUGCCUCGACCCGGAGGAGCUGAACGUCACGGCCGAGCGGCCAACACCAAGCGAGGAGCCUUGGUCCACCACAGAGAGCAAGUUCAACAGCCUUAUCUCCAAACUCUUGCUCCAGAUGGGCCUUCCCGAAGAGGUGGCAAAUGCCACUGAAGUGUACAGUAACAGCACGCAGCCGGACGGACAGACUGAAGGGGUUUCUUCCAGUGUGGGGGAGGACAGAACCGAGGCUGACUCCUCUUCCUUGUACCUCCCAGCACUUUUGACAGUGAUUGUUCUGCUGUGCAAAUAGUCCAAGGGCUGGAUGGAGCAGGGGUUCUGCUCAAGUCUUUAGACCCUGCACCUACUUAGUCAUCAGAGAAAAGUUUUAUUGUGGGCCUCUGAUACGUAACGGGCUCCAAACUCUUCCAGGCUGGGUUUGUUGGAUCUGGCUCCAGAUUCCCCUGGGAGCUGGUGAAUCUGGGUCCCACUCUGGGUGACAAACCUGCCCUGUGGGUGUCCCAGAGCCUCCUGGCUGUGCACAGGGAGAUGAGCAGCACUAUGAUUGUGCCUGGAGAUGUGUGAUGUUCUGCUGGGAAAGGAGGGAAGAAGGCUCUGUCUGUGGGGUGUUUGUCCCAUCAGGCCAGCUUGUGGGGGCAAGAUGUUCCAUGCUGACUCAGCUUCGUGAGAGCAAGAUGAGGCUGCAAAACUGGGCCCCUCUUCAUGUCCUGACAGACACCCACACCCACAGCAGGUGCUGCUGAACAACGGGAAACUAUUCCUGAUUUUCACCAGUGGGGGCAGGAGGGAGCAGGGCAGUCCUGGACAACAUCCAGGAAUGCAGCAGGAAACAUGUACAGGCCUCAUGGAGACAUCCAGAGAACAUGUACAGGCCUCAUGGAGACAUCCAGGGAACAUGUACAGGCCUCAUGGAGACAUCCAAACAUGGAGACAUCCAGGGAACAUGUGCAGGCCUCAUGGGGACAUCCAUGGAACAUGUACAGGCCUCAUGGGGACAUCCACAGAACAUGCACAGGCCUCAUGGAAACAAGGAAAGUGCCUGGGGGGGCACCUGCCCCAGGCAGAUCUGGGAUGGGCACGGUAUUUUUGCUGUGACCACAGGCAGGAUUUUGAUCCUUUCUCUCCUCCCUGUUGUUCUGAUUCUGGUGCAGGAGAACCAGAUGGACUCGUGUUUGUCCAAACAUUCUUCUCUAAGGCAAAGCUACUUAAACUUAUCCUACUUAUUCCAUAAUUUCAAUGUGUUUAAUUUUUCUGUGAAUAUAUUGUUUCAAGGAAUAUUUUUUUUUAUUUGUAGAUUAUUUCAUGGCAUGGCAGCAGGGGCAGUGCAUGGUGAUGACAAAUGCAACCAGGCCCUAUGAAUUAUUUUGUAUUUCCACCACUAAUAUGUAUCUUGUAGUUUUUCAUAUUAUGCCAUAUUGAUAAUUUUCUUUUAUACAACAUCUUAAGUGUUUUAUCUUUGAACUUAUCAAUAACAGCUGCUAAUAUGACCAGAAAAAUUAUGCUUUAUGUAUCAAAGAAUAUUAAUAAAAUAAUUUGA